AAACCUCCCACCUGCGUCCCUCUCGCCUCCACCGCCUCCUGUCCCCUCGCGCGUUCCGUCUCCCAGUAGCGGCUCCCGUCGUUCCCCUCCUCGGUUGCUGAGAUGGCCGGUCGUGGGAAGGCAAUCGGCGCCGGCGCGGCCAAGAAGGCGACGUCCCGUAGCUCCAAGGCUGGGCUGCAGUUCCCCGUGGGAAGGAUCGCCAGGUUCCUCAAGGCCGGCAAGUACGCCGAGCGCGUCGGAGCCGGCGCCCCCGUCUACCUCGCCGCCGUCCUUGAGUACCUCGCCGCUGAGGUCCUGGAGCUGGCCGGAAACGCCGCCAGGGACAACAAGAAGACCCGUAUCGUGCCGCGCCACAUCCAGCUCGCCGUGCGCAAUGACGAGGAGCUGACCAAGUUGCUCGGCGGCGCCACCAUCGCCAGCGGCGGUGUGAUGCCCAACAUCCACCAGCACCUCCUCCCCAAGAAGGCCUCUUCCUCCAAGGCGUCCACCGUCGAUGACGACGACAACUGAGGCCCUGUCCUUUCCCUCGCUGCCACCGCCCGCACCAUGGAUUACAUUUGCAUCACAAAGACGAAGGAGUUUCUUGUUUCGUAGGAUUUAGUGUCUUGGUUUUCAGGAGAGUCCCGGAUGGUAUGGUAUUAGGAGAAUUUCUAGUUGGUGGUCGGAUUGGUUGCUUUCAUCCCAUGGCUGUGAAUAUGGCAAACAAAUUUUCGGGUGUUCAAACUCAGAUGUAAGGCUGCUUGAUCUUGUCCGGUUUCCAUGGUUGAAGAAAUUGAAAGGAACUCAACUUUAAGCUA
This is a messenger RNA of Triticum urartu, 797 nucleotides long. Its product is annotated as histone H2A.4. Gene Ontology annotation, cellular component: nucleosome. The record is from RefSeq and is a predicted model, not a curated record. Gene Ontology annotation, molecular function: protein heterodimerization activity; DNA binding; structural constituent of chromatin. NCBI's taxonomy places the organism in Eukaryota, Viridiplantae, Streptophyta, Magnoliopsida, Poales, Poaceae.